AUGGUUUCCGGUACAGAACCAGAACAAGGAGUGGGCAGAGGGUCCAACGAGCAACAAGGACAUGAAAUGGAUAUAUUCCAAACUCCACACAAUCCUACAGCGAUGACAGAGGUUGCACCUGAUGCGCAGGCCAGAGUGGAAAGUACAAAAUACAUCCCCCUAGGUCCAUGGAGGAUCUCAUUGGCCUCGCCUCGCCUCGAUGCUCCACUGUCAUCAGCUCGAGACCAUCUCGCCAAUGAGCGGGUGUUUCUUGCUUACUUCCGGACAUCAUCCGCCCUUGCAACCUUCGCAGUUGUAGUGCUACAGCUAUAUCGGCUGGGCCAUACUUCGCCGCCACCAGGCGUGCUUAGCGACUACAAGAUCGGGGUGCCCUUGGCUUCGACAGUGCUCAUCAUGGCCAUCCUAAUGAUGGCGUUUGGAGCCGCAAGAUUCUUCGGAUGCCAGAAUAGUAUAGUCACGUCAAGAAUUGUUAGCAGUGGGCAGAUCACGUCCUUGUUUACUAUUAUGAUGGUAGCGGUGAGUUUCAGUGCACGGCACACAUGGUUCGUUUCAUGA
Molecule: messenger RNA, 555 nt
Organism: Exophiala aquamarina CBS 119918
Lineage: Eukaryota; Fungi; Ascomycota; Eurotiomycetes; Chaetothyriales; Herpotrichiellaceae
Exons: 1
Coding region: 1-555 (184 amino acids)
Source: RefSeq, a predicted model, not a curated record